Messenger RNA from Malaya genurostris, 7183 nucleotides. RefSeq lists its product as uncharacterized. NCBI's taxonomy places the organism in Eukaryota, Metazoa, Arthropoda, Insecta, Diptera, Culicidae. The transcript is spliced from 4 exons. The record is from RefSeq and is a predicted model, not a curated record. The annotation marks the transcript as partial.
UUUGCAGAUUGUGAUUGUGUCAAAAUCACUCGCCUAUCGGUGCCACAAGCCUACAUCCUGGAACAUUAUCACCGGCAGCACGACGAAAGCAAUGAAUUGUAUGCCGGUGGUGGUCGGGGCAAAGCCAUCUACCGGUACGAUACCGAUACCGGUACGGAUGAGUUGGUGCCGUCGUCACGGGACCAAACCGGGCGUCGGCAUAACAACAAUGACCAUCUAAUUCUGGACUGCGAGUAUGAGAUUGAUGUGCACGAGAAGGGUUUCGUUCUGAAAUGGUACUUCAAUGGGAAACUGAUCUAUCAAUGGAUCCCCCCGAGACGUUCGCCGCUGGGGUUUAAUGCAAUGAAAUAUCAGGUCAAUCGAAGCUACACCGUCAGCGACGAAGAGAUGCACAAACACCGGGCACUGGCUCUGAUAAGACCCCUGAAGAAUUUCACCGGAGAGUACGCGUGUGCCGUGUCAACGUUUCAAUCGGAGGAUACCCGAUCUGCUUCGAUGUUAGUGAUUGUUCCAGAAUCCAGUUUCGUGUUGAAAUACUACAAUAGCGACAUCAGCAACCUAGUCACGGUCCUUUGCAGUGCUUAUGGCAUUUUCCCGCGCCCGAUGUUGUCACUGUGGAUCAACGAGCAUCAGCUAGAGAAUGUAACCAGUAAUGUGUUGCUGACACAAACCGAAUUGUACGAUAGCUCGAUCAGCAUCCAGUUGGUACUGUACGAAAGUAUUCAACCGGAUGACGUUGUCAAAUGCAUGCUGGGUAUCAACGGAACCGAGUACGCUAAAACCAAGGAAACUGUAUUCAUAGAUGUAAGUAGUAAAUCGGCGAUAGAGUAUAACUCUGUCCUGGAUUCUGAUGGCAGUACUUCAAUGACGAUUAGUCAUCCAAGUGCAAGUCCUUCAACGGCAGGCUCCACAACGUCAACCACGAGCUACGGCGAAACGACAUCGGUUCUAGUAACGACCAAACAUUCAACAGAGUUGGAAGAUCAGCCCGUAGAGGAACAACCGCCUUCAUCAACAUCCCGACCGUCGAUUGUGGUGCUUCCAGUGGGUGGCAGCGGGCGAACCUACCAGCUUGGAGCUCCCCAGCAGUCACCGGCAGUGGUACGGCUCCGACCGACUUCGGCUCGAGUUCUGACAGUGCAGCAAGCCAAUCCGAAUAUCGCCUCGUCCGAUGAGGUGACCAACGUGCUGGACUUCAAGGAGAUUCCCUUCAACGAGAAUCUGCUGUACAGCAACAAUGGAAGCACGCAAAUUGAUACCAAAAACAGCGGUUGGAUGACGCUUCUGGUACGAUUUUUAGCAUUAGCCACGUCUUUCGGUCUGACCCGGAGCCUGCUGAACAUCGGAGCCGGCAAUCGGUUGUAAUACAAGUCGUGAAUCGUUUCCGCACUUACGGCAGCAUAGCAUACCGGUUUGAUUGGUGAGCCUCGCGGGAUGCUGCUUCCACGUACGUUGAGUGUAUGUAUGUAUGUAUGUGCAGGCGCGUUCGUUUUUUUCCUUCUCGUUAUGUUAGGGCGGUAAGAGCCCAUAGCCUCCUAGAUCUAAAUUCGUAUUUCAAGUAGAUAAGAGAAGAACGACACUCGAUUAAAUUUUGGCUCGUUUUUGUACUUUUCAUGAGUGUUGAUCGCAUAUGGAAAAAAAAUCGACAAAGGACAGGAAGCCAGUGUUGCCACACGAACGGGUUUAUAUGGAAUAUUUUAAUUUUUCAACUAUUAUAUUUUACCACUAUUUGUGUCUGAAAAUGACGAAUAUCGAUCGUAAUUGAUUGUUCCAUCAGCUUAGACAAUAAAUGUUCCAAUUUAAAAAUGCAAAACUAGACGCGUAACCGUUUUCUGUCAUAAUUUUGAACGAUAAUAACUCAGUCAUUUGUUGAUGGAUUGAUAUAACUUUACAAUCAACCGAUUCGGAAACAUUUAACUUUAACAUGUAUGGCAACGUGUUUUCAAUAUUUUAAUAGCAUAGGGGAGACCGGGGCUAGUCCGGACGUAGGGUUUAAUAGGACAGCUUAAAUAUUUUCUUGACUAGCGAUUAGCGAUUUACCAUAAAUCAUGACUUUGCAAACACACUUUCAUGUGACAGACAGAUGUCUGUUAGGUUGAUGACGCUGAGUCCAUUCAGUUUGGUGUCAAUCGUGUUCGUGUCAAAAGGUGUUCGUUUUUUACUGAAAUUUGUUUUUGGAUGUUUUCUAAUUUUUUUGGGUAUACUUGAUUUCUGUGCAUUCAAAUAACGGUCUGGUUAGUGUUUUCAAAUGUUUAUUUUGUGCUGAAUCCUGUGAUUAUUGAGUGCUUUCGAUUACGUGGUAAACUUUAAACUAGCUUUACUAUAAAUUGAUUCAAAGCGAAACAAUCAAAAAGCCUUUAAUAAAGACUCUAGAGUUAGUUUCAACAUAAAUUAUUUGGUUCUGCAGGGCGUGAAGUUUCGAGGCAAGACUUAUAUUCCCAGUGGGCAGGAUUAUGUAUCACGUAAGGUUGGAACCAACAAACGAUUCAUUCGAACAAGAUUGCAUUUCUUUUGCGCUCGUUAGGUUAUCUAAAGAUUUGGCGCCCUACUGUGUUCGUUUCUUCAUUUUUGUAUGAAACUUCAUAGCCCGGUUUAGUCCCAUAGGGAGUCCGGUUUAGUACCUAAAUAUUAGAUUCUGGGUUGGUCACUUCCUGGUAACUUGGUACAUAAACUAAUGCAUGUGUUUCCAUGUUAUAAAUUGGGAAUUGUAGUUGAAAGUUGAAGUUACAUGACUGUAAAGAUAAAUUGGGUAAGAACCUAGGUGUAAUUGGUGUUUUUACAAUUUAUAAGAAAUGUCCGAUUUCGUCCCGCAGUUUUUGAAAUUUUGGGUUUUGGGUCACGUCAUCGCGACUUUUUAAGAAAACUAAUGCAUAUUUUUCCAAACCACAAGUUGGGAAUUGUAGUUGAAGGUUGAAGCUAAAACCAAGUUUUAAUGGAUGUUUUUUUCAAUUUCCCGAAAGUGUCCGGCUUAGUCCCGGUCUCCCUUACCAUUGAAACAUUGGUUUGAAUCGACCUAUGUUUUCACGAACCAAUCACAGCAUGCUACAAUGAUGUCAUCCUUUUGAUUUCUCUCACACAGCCGACGGUUUCGAUCGUUGCUCAACACCUCGCAUUUCAUUCAGUAGCAGUUCUGCUUCGUUCAGUGUAAGGUGGAUUUACGUGCAUGAAAAAAUAUCGGUCCGAACCAUCGCACAAAACUUAAAAUAUAAAUAUGUAGUAAAGCAAAGUCUUGGCAUUACAUUCCUUUUUGUAGAAUUUGGUUAUAUUUCAACAGACUUCGCAGUCGAUUCAUAGCGUAGAGAAUCAUUGCAUGGCUAGUGCUACGAUCCUACUGACACGAUGAAUCCUUCCAGGUCGGAGCUCAAACAUAUGACUUGUAAGACCAGCGCCCUGUGCCUUGAACCGCCAACCCGGGUAUUUGUAAAUAUGCGCUAUGCCUCAAUUUCCACUUUAUUCGGUGACAGCCUGUGAACAAAAUAAGUAGCUAGUCUAAUGAGUGGAUGCCAAAACUGAGUUAUAUCCUUUUGCUCAGUAGAAAGUCGUUUUUGCACUGUGUGCUGUUUGUGGAUGCUAUUUUCCGUCUGCUGCACACCGUCUUGGCUUGAAUAUAUUGAAUACCAAUAAGCUGUUGAUUACGAUUCCCCGGUGACUAGCAGGCCAAUUUUCACUUAUCGGUGAUAGAUUUUUCGGACAUAAUAUAAAACACUUGUAAUUCGGUGAUUUGUUGAUGGAUUUGCCUCAUUUAACUUGAUUCGGAAGCAUUGCUUCAAUAAUGUACGCUUAAAAAUGGAUUGAUUUGUUGGAGAUGUCGUGGUCAGCAAUCUUCAUUUACAAGCGAAACGGUGGCUCGUGAAUGGAUUCAGUUCAAGGUUUGUUAUAAAGAUAGUCAUAGAUACUUCUUUUUCAUUAAAUGUGGCAAAACACAACGAACUAUCUUUCAGCAUAAGCACACAGCUACUAUUAUUGAACUAAAUCAUAAUCAUGUAACCUAAUUGGCAUGGUCUGAUCGAGUAAAACAUUUGUAGUCUAAUGUUUGAUACAAAUCUUGCUUUGAAGGAUUACAUAGAAGGAAUUCAGACUACCAGGGAAAAUAAACGCUUUUUACGAAAAUAAACGAUUUUCACGAACUUAGAUUCAAAUGAAAGGCCCUGUGGCCCCAUACGUAAUUCCUGAAUUUCAUCCGGAUCCGACUUCCGGAUCCGGAAAUAUAGGGUAAAGUCGACGACACGACCAGACACUCCGAAGAAAAAUUGGAAUGAAAAGUGUUCGUGAGCGAUUUACCACCAGUUACCAUAAAUAUAGCGACCCCUUGAAAAUGACAAAAAACUAACUAUUCGAGCAACACUGUUUCAGUUGCUAUGAACUAGUUACCGAGGAGUACCAGAAUAAAUAAACAAACAGUUUGAAAUAGUUAUGGAAUUAUUCCACAUUUCACGUGAUUGGUCGAGGCAACGAUGGAUACAGUAAUGUGCUACGUCCAAGUAUCUGGAACGCUCUCGAGUCGUUUCAAGUCUCAGAGAGGGCUACGGCAAGGUUUUGGAUUCUUUUGUCUCUUGUUCAAUAUUGCUUCGAAGAGCGCGGAUCAACACGAUCUUCCGAAAGUACGUACAGCUCUUUGGCUUCACCGACGAUGUUGAUUUUGUGACCGUGACUUUGAGAUCAUGGAAAGAAACAUCGAGCUGAUAGGCGAAGCUAGAGGUAUCUGACUGGCAAGAAAAAGAUACAAAUUAAAACAAAAUGACUUAAAACUCUCUGAAAGAAUAAAUUUAAUACCUGCCAGCGGCCAACUACACUCAGUGGUUUCGUUUCAAGUGAGAAUCUCUUGUUUUUGUUUACAUUCCAUAAGUAGUUACCAAGGCUACUGGUAACUGUUUUUCAAAAUCAAUAACUUACCAACUUGUGUUGCCAGUUCCAACAUUUUUCCAAGCAAAUCCGUUUUGACAUUGCCAGUUACUGAGGGGUAGUUAAAUUUGCGAUACAGUUUUGAUAGUCGAGUGGCAGGUCGUGUCGUUGGUAAAGUGUGUUGAAAAUUUUAUACCAUCACUGAAAAGGGCGAAAAACCGUAAAAAAAUUUCUAAAUCGAAAAUCUUCCUCAAAUCUUCUCCAAUUGAUAGUUUUCAUCAGUAGACGGUCAAACAAACCGAUUUCGGUUAUUCUUUUAAGAAUUGAAGAAAAUCAUUUUGAAGAAUACCACAGUAUUAUAUAGGAUAGUAUGAUUGAUAUGAGAAAGGCAUCAUUACACCACUAGGUGGAUUAAAACAGGUUUUUAAAUGUCAUUGUGCUCAGUCCUAUUUUGUAUACAACUCUGUAACCAGUGGCGUAUCGAGGAAAUUUGGCGCUCGGGGCAAAGUAAUAAAUUUGCCGCCUCCUUCGUUGCUUUAGUGAGCAAAAACAAAGCUGAACUCAAUCUCCGGAAAGAUCUAAGGCGAGCUAAAAAAAGGUACCAAGGAUAACUUCGCCGCCCCCUUCGCCUCUCAACCUAUAUCUCUCCGCCGCCGCCAAUGUCUGUAACUGUAACUUUUUCCUCACACAAUUUUCUCGGAGAUGGCUGUAUCAAUUUCUACAAGCUUAAGCACGUUUGAAAGCUACUAUCGGGUUGUGAAUCAAACCCGAAGAUCAAUUGGCUGAUAUAAGUUACGUAACCGCCCAAAUUCGUGUCAGAAAUUAUCGAAAAAUGUUUUCAUUAGAGCUUUGACAAGAGAAAAGUAUUAUCACACCACUAGGUGGAUUAAGAAGAGAUUUUUUUUCUGAAAAUCACUUGCGAAAAAUUUUGAUUUUUUCCCAACACUGAUUGAGAGCGUAUGCAUUGUUUCAUUCUAGCUUUAGUUUGUUCGUUUUUGGUUAGUUGCAAUGUAACUACAAACCACUGAUAAGGCUAAAAUAUUACCUAGUUGUUAGGCCAUGAAAACUAUUUUUGAAAAGCUUUAUAAACAAUUUACAAAUUAUCAUAAUACAUAUCAAAAGAGGAUUUGGUUAUUGCUGUUAUAAAACAGGUAAUCAUAAAUGAAUCAAUUACAAAUCCUUUAUAAAUUGUUAUUUAAAACCGAAAAACUUACUUGCGAUCUCAGAGUAGCUUAGAUGGUUAAGCAUCUCUACGGUUAGGAAAUGGUUCGAGGCUCGAAACGUUUCUUCGGUGAUUUGAUUUCAUUCAUCUAUUAUCCAUCUCCUUGGCAGUAAUUGAAAAUGGUACCUGAAUACAAGACAGUUUUUGAAGUCUUAACAAAAAAAACGUGUACGAGACACGACCGAUCAUGAUGACACUACAAAUGCAAUUUUCAAAUUCUCCUCAACAGAUUUAAAUUUAAAUUUCAGUUACUAAUAUGUCAUCGUCAAGUGCAUUAAAAAGUAUAUACAAUAAUAUUCACAACAAAAUGCGACUGAAUAUUAUCAUAAAUGCGAACUACUGCUUUCGUUCGUAAAUUGAGAUUUCUGUGCACAACACGCGGGACCGGUGACUUGUUUGCAUGUUAUUGGGUAACCUUGAAUGAUGGUCGUACGUGAUGUCCACAACAGAUUGAUGUUUCCGACAAGCCUGAUGUGAAAAUUUUCAACGCUGAUCCAUACCACGGGAAAGAUCAUUAGUCCAAGUGCAUUAGAUUUAUCUCUCUGCUCGACUUCAAUUCGACUAGAUUGCACCUGGAAAGUAUUUCCUGAUUUACACGGUAGCGAUCAUUUACCAAUCAUCAUCUCAAUUAGCAGUAACAAAGGCAUUGCUAAUUCAGUUAAUAUUCCAUAUGAUUUGACAAAAAAUAUUGACUGGAUUAAAUACCAAAGUAAUAUUUCAAGUGCCUUAACUUCAAUGGAAGAGCUCCCCCCACUUGAAGAAUAUGACUUCCUCGUUUGUGCGAUUCUGGAGGCCGCAGAACAAGCCCAAACCAAACGAUUUCUUGGUACAUCGUCUAACAGAAGGCCUCCAAACCCUUGGUGGGACAAAGAGUGCUCAGAUGCUAAGCACGCGAAACAAAAUGCCUUCAAGACGUUUUUAAAACGAGGAGGAGGAACUCCUCAGAAUUUUGAAAAAUUCUUGACUUUAGAAACCAAGUACAAGAGCAUACUUCGGGCCAAGAAAUGUAGCUAUUGGAGACAUUUUGUCGAAGGUUUGUCAAGAGAAACCUCAAUGAGCACUCUUUGGAAUACGGCAAGACGAAUGAGGAAUCGUAACGUAGGAAAUGAGAGUGAGGAA